This is a messenger RNA of Puntigrus tetrazona (Sumatra barb), 2025 nucleotides long. It is a transcript of the gene mars2, whose product is annotated as methionyl-tRNA synthetase 2, mitochondrial. Gene Ontology annotation, molecular function: ATP binding; methionine-tRNA ligase activity. Bases 99 to 1853 code for a protein of 584 amino acids. The transcript is spliced from 3 exons. The record is from RefSeq and is a predicted model, not a curated record. Lineage: Eukaryota; Metazoa; Chordata; Actinopteri; Cypriniformes; Cyprinidae. Gene Ontology annotation, biological process: methionyl-tRNA aminoacylation.
CGGGAUAUUUGUUGGACCUUUUGUUUGAAAGGGAACUCAGGUAUGACAGCGCUGACCCGGAUGUUCUUUCUCGCGCGUCCGAGAGCAGCAGUCUCGUGAUGAGGUCUGUAUUCUGCGUUCUCUCUUACUCAAGAACAAUAAAACUGAGGUUAUCCGCUCAUGUCGAACACGGAAGACUUCCGCGCCUCCACGGUCUUGAUGACCGUCAUGCUUUGCGAUGCUUUUGCACGGAAAGCUCCGAACCGUAUUACAUCACAACUCCCAUCUUCUACGUGAACGCGUCUCCUCACAUCGGUCACGUGUACUCAGCUGUCACCGCCGACUGUCUGCACAGAUACAAACUCUUAAAGGGAUGCAACUCUACAUUUGCCACAGGUACGGAUGAACACGGGCUGAAGAUCCAGCAGGCAGCUGGUAACGCUGGGAAGGAGCCUCUGAGCUUCUGCACCGAGGUUUCAGAGCGUUUCAGGCACGUUUUCCAGAGAUGCAAUAUUUCAUUCACGGACUACAUCCGGACGACGGAGCCGAGGCACAGACAGGCCGUUGAACACUUUUGGACGGUUCUCCAGAGCAAGGGCUUCCUCUACAAAGGCACGUAUGAAGGCUGGUACUCCACUCCAGAUGAGAGUUUUCUCACUCCAGACCAAGUUACUGACAGCACAGACUCCGAGGGAAGACCGAUCAAAGUCUCCACCGAGAGCGGCCACAAGGUGGAGUGGAUGAAGGAGGACAAUUACAUGUUCCGUCUAUCGGUCUUCCGCCCCGAGCUGCUCCGCUGGCUCCGAUCGAACCCGAAGGCCAUCCAGCCGGUCAAGUUCCACAACUCCGUUCUCCAGUGGCUGGGGGACGACAUCCCGGAUCUGUCAGUGUCCCGGCAGAGGAGCCGGCUCCAGUGGGGCAUCCCGGUCCCGGGCGACCCAGAGCAGACGGUCUACGUCUGGCUGGACGCUCUGGUCAACUACCUGACGGUGGUGGGCUACCCUCAGCCUCGCUCUCAGCUGUGGUCGGCGGCGCAUCACGUCGUGGGUAAGGACAUCCUCAAGUUCCACGCCGUUUACUGGCCGGCGUUUCUCAUGGCCGCGGGGCUGCCUCCUCCCCGGGCCGUAUACGUUCACUCGCACUGGACGGUGGAGGGAAAGAAGAUGUCUAAAAGUCUCGGGAACGUGAUCGACCCUCUGGACGCCGCCGAGAAAUUCGGCGUGGACGGUUUGAGAUACUUCCUCCUCCGACAAGGCGUUCCUGAUACCGACUGCGACUAUUAUGAGGAUAAAGUGGUGAAGAUGUGCAACAGCGAGUUGGCGGACGCUCUCGGAGGGCUGUUGAACCGCUGCACGGCGCCCUCCAUUAACCCCAAACAGGAGUACCCUCGCUUCGGGGAGGCGGAGUUCGCCGGACGAGCCGUUUCGGAGGAUUACAGAAUGAUGGAGGCCGUGGCAGAGCUUCCCGUUUUAGUAGAGCAGCACUUUGAGAACCUGCACAUAUAUAAGGCGUUGGAGGCCAUCAGCGCGUGCGUGCGCCUCACUAACGGCUUCGUGCAGAGACACGCUCCGUGGAAGCUGGACCGGAGCGAUCCUGGAGAGCUAAAGUGGCUCGAAAGCAUCCUUCACGUGUCUUUCGAGUGCCUCAGGGUUUACGGGAUACUCCUGCAACCCGUGGUGCCUGGGCUUGCCCAUCAGAUUUUAUCCAGGCUGGGAGUCGGGCCCGAGGAGAGAAGCUGGAAGUUUUCGGCGAUGCGCGAGAGACCGGAUCGGGGCCGGGCGGGAGGGAGAGCGCUGGGUCCUGAUUCGGGCGUGCUGUUCGGUCGCCUGGAGAGGAGAGCGACGAAGCAGAAGACUCCCCGCAAGACGAGUUAAAAACUAACACAAUGAAACGUAACGGUGGCGGUUGCACAGAUAUUACAGCAAAAGGUCAAUGUAUGACAAGGCAUAAAAACUGACAUGAUUUUUUUAAUGAGAAAUACACGAAACUGAAAAAUUGUACAAAUCGAAAUAAAAUAAAAUAAAAUAAAAAAAAAAGGUUGCAAUA